Molecule: messenger RNA, 1403 nt
Organism: Eruca vesicaria subsp. sativa (arugula)
Lineage: Eukaryota; Viridiplantae; Streptophyta; Magnoliopsida; Brassicales; Brassicaceae
Source: the annotation of a GenBank genome assembly
CCCGUGUUGAAUAGCAGCAGAGUGUAAAAAAACAAAACCAUUUUUUAAAACUCAACAAGUGUUCUUUAGUCUUGUCCUAAUGGAAUGGACUAGAGGAAGAAGAAUCCUAGGACGUGGCUCAACGGCCACCGUCUACGCCGCAACAUGUCACAACUCAAAAGAAACCCUCGCCGUCAAAUCCUCCGAGCUUCACCGAUCAGAGUUCUUGCAAAGAGAAGCCAAGAUCCUCUCGUCGUUGGAUUCUCCCUACGUGAUCGGAUACAGAGGAACAGAAGCCAAGAAAGAGUCAAACGGCGUCGUCACGUAUAACCUUUUGAUGGAGUACGCACCGUACGGGACGUUGACCGACGCGGCGGCGAAGAACGGAGGGAGGCUAGAGGAAGGUAUGAUCGUGAAGUACACGCGUGAGAUACUACUAGGGUUGGAGUAUGUUCACUCGCGGGGUGUCGCGCAUUGCGAUGUUAAAGGGAGUAACGUGGUUGUUGGGGAGAAGGGUGAGGCUAAGAUUGUUGAUUUCGGGUGUGCAAAGCGGGUCGACCCGGAAGUUGACUCCGGAGCGGUGAUGGGAACGCCGGCGUUUAUGGCUCCGGAGGUGGCGCGUGGGGAGGAACAGGGGAGGGAGAGUGAUAUAUGGGCGGUUGGAUGUACUGUGAUUGAGAUGGCUACGGGGUCUCCGCCGUGGACGGAGACGGGUGAGAGUCCGGUUUCGGUUCUUUAUCGGGUCGGGUAUUCGGGUGAGAGUCCGGAGCUUCCUUGUUUGCUUACGGAAGAAGCGAAGGAUUUCUUGGAAAAGUGUUUGAAAAGAGAAGUGAAAGAGAGAUGGACGGCUACACAACUACUAAACCAUCCGUUUUUGAUGACUAAACCGAACAUUGAACCGGUUUCCGGUUUGGUUACGAGCUCACCGACAAGUGUGACUGAUCAGACGUUUUGGAGAUCAGUGGAUGAAGAAGUAGAAGAGGAAGAGACAGAGGAAUUACAGGAGGAUUGGAGAAAUCUAGACCGUUUAAACUUGUUGGAUUGUUAUUCGGAGAGGAUCGGACGGUUGAGAUGUGUUGGUGGGUUGGAUGGGUCCAUAUUGGAUAUGGAAGGUGGUGGCUGGAUCACGGUGAGGGUGAGUUGUGAAGGAACAAUGAUUGGUGGGUCACAUGAGGAAAAUAUAUUGGAGGGGUUUGUAAAUUGAUUUGUGUCAUUUGUGUGAACUGUAGAAAGUAUAGGGGAUAUUGGUGAAGAUCUCCAGUUUAGGGGAGAUCAAUGUAGUAGCUUGUUAGUGUCCGAAUCUUCGAUUGAUCACAUGUAUAUAAUUGAAAUCACGAUUUUUUUUUAAAAAAACAAAUCCAAUUCAUCUAAGUUUGCAAAGUUAUUUUUGAUUCCUAUAGAGUUUCAAGGUUUGUUGGCCUGCA